Messenger RNA from Aspergillus heteromorphus CBS 117.55, 1946 nucleotides. RefSeq names its product putative proline utilization protein PrnX-like. The coding region runs from base 237 to 1682 and encodes 481 amino acids. NCBI's taxonomy places the organism in Eukaryota, Fungi, Ascomycota, Eurotiomycetes, Eurotiales, Aspergillaceae. Gene Ontology annotation, cellular component: cytoplasm. The record is from RefSeq and is a predicted model, not a curated record. The transcript has a single exon.
CCGAGUGUCGUCAUUUUGGUCCGCGCGCCCAGCCCUGCGCCGCCCGCUUGCGUCGGCUUCUCCAACCAGCCCGCCCGUAUUUAUCAACACGGAUCUCCGCCUCCGACUGGUCUUUAUCAUCUUCUUCAUCUCCAUCUCCACCCAUCCCGGCAGCCUACUUCUGCCCAUCGGACCCUGUCUCUCGUUUCUCGUUCUAUGUCCGAUAUCUCUCCGCUCCCAUCACCGCCAUCACCGCCAUGCCCCUCACUAUCCUCUCCCAGACGCAGCUCCGCUCCCUGCUGCUAUCGCUCACCCGCGACCAGAUCAUCGACCUCCAGCAGAACCUCGCCAAUGCUCUCCGCGACUACUCCACCGGUAGCCAGGAGAAGGGCUGCGCCGCCGCCUACCAGCCACAGCGGACGGCCAUCACGCGCCAGAACGGCUGCACCACGCUGUUCAUGCCCGCCAGCACCGGCCACACCCUGGGCAUGAAGAUGAUCUCGCUCCAGGACAACGGCCAGGCGGGGUGCUCCGUCGACCCCGGCCUCGACCUGCUCUCGACGUCCACCACUCGCACGGGCUCCUCGUCCGCCUCCUCGCGCGUCAACCAGCGCAAAUCCAUGUCCUCCAUGUCCUCCGACGCCAGCGAACGAUCCAUCUCCUCAUCCCACGACGGCGCCGAAACCGAAACCGAAGUCGAAGGCGAAACCAGCUCCUCCCCGUCCAGCAGCCGCAAGUCGCUCUUCCCCGGCUGCGUCAACCAACAACCCAUCGACACAGGCCUCUCCAACACCCUCGGCGCCUGGCCCGCAGCCGGCACCCGCGACACCUCACCGCAAGGCAGCGUGACGCUCCUCGACGAAACCAGCCUGCCGUUCGGGCUCAUCAACGCCCACGAACUCACCCCCUUCCGCACCGCCCUCACCUCCACCAUGAUGCUCAACAAACGCCGCCGCAUCCGCACAGUCGUGGUCUUCGGUGCCGGCAAACAAGCCUACUGGCACAUCCGGCUGGCCCUGACCCUCCGCGGCACCGAGAUCAAACGGGUCUACAUCAUCAACCGAUCCUUCGAACGCGCCGCCCACCUCCUCCGCGAUAUCUACAGCCCGGAGAACAACAGCUGGCGCAGCGACGUCAAGUUCUCGGCCGUGAGCACCGACUUCAACGACUACCCGCGCAUCCUGCACGACGCGCUACUCAAAGCCGACGCCAUCUUCUGCUGCACCCCCUCCAUCGACCCCCUUUUCCCCGCCCACAUCCUCACCUCCCGCGACGGCCGCCAAAAGGGCCGUCUUAUCACCGCCAUCGGCUCGUACAAGCCGCACAUGACCGAACUGCCCCCCGACCUGCUCCGCGACGAGGUCCACAUCUCGACCUCCCAUCGCCACUUCCAUAAACAUAUCAAGCGGAGUGGCGUCGUGGUGGUGGAUAGUCUGGAUGCGGCGCUGAAGGAGGCGGGGGAGAUUGUCCAGGCGGGCAUCAAGCCCCAUCAGGUUGUUGAGUUGGGGGAGCUCUUGAUUGUGAAGGAGGCGUCGAGGGGCGAAGCUGGGGGAGAUGAUGGGAAGAGUUUGAGGGAUUGGGUGGAGCGCGGGAACGUCAUUUAUAAAAGUGUGGGCAUGGGGUUGAUGGAUUUGGUCACCGGUGGGGAUUUGGUUCGGUUGGCCAGGGAGAUGGGUGUGGGGACGACGUUGGAGGAGUUUUGAUUGUUUACUUGCCUUACCUUCUUCUACCUUCUAGGGGGGUUAUACCUUUUACCUACCUUCUAGAAGGGAAGGGGUUGUUGGUUUCCCUCAUUCCUCCUUUGUUCGCUCUGCCUUUUCUUUUCCUUUCUUUUUCCUUUGACUUUUUUUUCACCCCCCCUCUCACGGCCUUAUUCUUCGUUGUAAUUACUUUACUUACUUGAUAUCACGAUGCUGGGCAUGCAUUUCAGGUAUUUGCGGAGGUUAUGGUUAUGACCGUGGGUGUGG